AUGGGAGAGAGGAAGUCUCCCGGUAAAUCAUACCCCAUCACCCCCACCCGCGCCUCUCCCUACUCCACCGGUCAUCCCUCCAUCGUCAGGACCCAGUGGGAUUCGGCUCUCGCUCCCAGGAGCGCCCUCCAGGGCCACAGGGGCCACCUGGUAUUCCUGGCAUUCCAGGCAUCCCUGGGAACAACGCCAUGGGCCCCUCAGGACCACCCGGACCUCCAGGCCCUGCUGGACCCCCAGGGCCACAGGGACCCCCUGGUCUUCAAGGACCCUCAGCCUGCUGUGGUACAUCUUCAAGGCCAAGAAACAACAAUACAGGUCAAGGAAGAUCUUUCAGAAGGCGUACUGAGAAACUGGAAAAUGAUAUCCAUGCAUCACAAGGUGUUCAAGAUGCACUCGAGAUCUGGGGAGCUGGAGGUGUUGGUAGAUGGCACCUACUUCAUCUAUAGUCAGGUAGAAGUUUACUACCUCAACUUCACUGACAUUGCUAGCUAUGAGGUGAUGGUGGACAAGACGCCGUUCCUGCGCUGUACGCGGAGCAUUGAGACGGGACAGCGCAAGUUCAACACCUGCUAUACGGCUGGGGUGUGUCUGUUGCGUGCCCGGCAGAAGAUCUCCAUCAAGAUGGUGUACGAGGACACCUCCAUCAGUAUGACCAAUCACACCACCUUCUUGGGGAGCAUCCGCCUCGGGGAUGCCCCCCCGGCCAGCCACUCCUGA
Messenger RNA from Salvelinus namaycush (lake trout), 717 nucleotides. Its product is annotated as ectodysplasin-A-like. Gene Ontology annotation, molecular function: death receptor agonist activity; death receptor binding; tumor necrosis factor receptor binding. NCBI's taxonomy places the organism in Eukaryota, Metazoa, Chordata, Actinopteri, Salmoniformes, Salmonidae. The transcript is spliced from 5 exons. The coding region runs from base 1 to 717 and encodes 238 amino acids. Gene Ontology annotation, cellular component: membrane. The record is from RefSeq and is a predicted model, not a curated record. Gene Ontology annotation, biological process: immune response; animal organ development.